AUGGCGCUGUCCAUUGUUUCCUACUCAUCAUCUUCUUCUUUCUCCACCGAUUUUGAACAAUGCUCCACGUCAUCUGAUCCGUCAUCUCAGGAAGAGUGUAAAAUUUGCUUCCAACAAGGACAUGGUUAUCAUUUUGGAGUUUUCACUUGCCGAGCAUGCGCCGCGUUUUUCCGAAGAUGUCAUUUUUCUUCAAUUAUUGAACAAAGGAAAUGUCGAUUGAUGAAUGGAAACUGUGGACCAAAUAAAAAUGGAAGAUGGUUUUGUAAAAAGUGCAGGCUUAUAAAAUGUUUGGAAUCAGGAAUGACAACUGCGAAUAUACAGUAUGAUCGAGACGCAUUCAAAUCGUCAGCGGAUUUCCGUAAAAAACAAGCACAGUUAAAAUUGGUUGGAGAUCGAAUCGGAGUACCUAUUACGGUCGAAAAAGUACUGGGCUUGAAUCAUCUUGUAUCGUUCAUCCCAUUGCGUGAAGGCAAUAACAAACUACCAUAUAUCGAUAUUACUCAACUAGUCGGCAAAGCAAUAGCAUUGGUUUUAAAUCCUAAUAUGGUUCAAAAGUUUAAAAAGUUAAGCAACUUGGAGCAACUAUCGCAAGGACUUGAAGAUUAUCAAUUGGCGCAAAAAGAGAACAUUACAGAAAUUGUGUAUCUCACCAAAGACGAUCAUAUUAAUGAAUUUGAAAGAAGCAUGAGCGGUGCAGCAAAAUGGUUAUCUUGCUCUGAUAAGUUCAAAAGCUACUCGGACGAAUUAAAAAUCCGUUUGCUACAAUCAAUUUGGUUUAUUUGGGGAAGAUUGGAGAGAAUAACAAUGACGGCCAAAAUGAGAUCACGACAUUUGUGUGGGAAAAAACAGUUCGUUUUCUCACAUGAAUCACUCAUAGAUUAUGAUGGAAUGGAUUCGGAUAUCAGUUGUUGGUCAACACAUUCUUUUGAAGAGAUGAAAUAUUUCUUCAUUCCUAGUGAGCUUUAUUAUGAUGAUGUUGUAUGGGAACUAAUGGAAAUACAACCGGAUGCCGUGGAAAUGUCGUUCAUCAUGUGUAUGAUAUGUUUCCAAUUAGCAGGUAUGCAAAAAAGCUGGCUUUUGUUGAUGAUUUUGGUUCUUACGAGUAGACGACAAAACAUUUUUAAACUUUCAUUUAGACAGUUAUUUCAGGCAAACGAUACGGCGGUCAUAUUGAAGAAGAUAUGGGAGAAAUGGAAGAUGUAUUGUCGAACGAACUUCAUGAGUAUUAUAUGA
This is a messenger RNA of Caenorhabditis briggsae, 1233 nucleotides long. RefSeq names its product Protein CBR-NHR-117 (gene Cbr-nhr-117). The transcript has 5 exons. The record is from RefSeq and is a predicted model, not a curated record. NCBI's taxonomy places the organism in Eukaryota, Metazoa, Nematoda, Chromadorea, Rhabditida, Rhabditidae. Bases 1 to 1233 code for a protein of 410 amino acids. Gene Ontology annotation, molecular function: zinc ion binding; sequence-specific DNA binding; DNA-binding transcription factor activity. Gene Ontology annotation, biological process: regulation of DNA-templated transcription.